Rosa rugosa (rugosa rose) is the source of this 645-nucleotide messenger RNA. Its product is annotated as secreted RxLR effector protein 161-like. The coding region runs from base 1 to 645 and encodes 214 amino acids. The transcript has 3 exons. The record is from RefSeq and is a predicted model, not a curated record. NCBI's taxonomy places the organism in Eukaryota, Viridiplantae, Streptophyta, Magnoliopsida, Rosales, Rosaceae.
AUGGCAACCUGUGCUCAUGGGGAGGUUCCAAUAUCUAAGGGAGAUAAAUUAAAUAAGGAUCGGUGUCCCAAAACAAGUGUUGAUAAAAGGGAAAUGGAGUUUGUACCAUAUGCUAGAUUAGUUGGCAGUUUCAUGUAUGCACAAGUGUGCACUAGAUUAGAUCUAUCUUUUACUGAUGGCAUGUUAUCCAGGUUUCAAUCUGAUCAUGGACACAAGCACUGGAUUGUUGAUAAAAAGAGUGUAAAGAAGCUUGAACUCAUAGGCUUUACAGAUUCAUACUUUGCAAGCAAUUAUCCUGCAUCAAUGAAAUCUACUUGUGGAUAUGUGUAUAUGUUGGCAGGUGGUGCAGUGGCUUGGAAAACAAUGAAACAGUCAUUGAUAGCCACAUCCACUAUGCAAGCAGAAAUAAUAGCCAUAUAUGAAGCUGCUGUGUUCUUCAGCAAGAAUAGUAAGAGGUCUAAUAAUUCAAAACAUAUAGACUUGAAGUUCUACAGUGUGAGAAAGAGGGUAAAAGAUGAAGAAAUUGAUAUAGCUGCCGUUAGUACAGAUGCACAGCUUGCAGACCCUUUUACCAAGGCAUUAUCAGUUUCAGCUUUCAAGAAGCAUGUUGAAGACAUGGGAAUUUUGUCUAGUUUGGAUUCUUGA